This is a messenger RNA of Uranotaenia lowii, 1641 nucleotides long. RefSeq lists its product as uncharacterized. The transcript has 2 exons. Bases 1 to 1641 code for a protein of 546 amino acids. The record is from RefSeq and is a predicted model, not a curated record. Gene Ontology annotation, molecular function: nucleic acid binding. NCBI's taxonomy places the organism in Eukaryota, Metazoa, Arthropoda, Insecta, Diptera, Culicidae. Gene Ontology annotation, biological process: DNA integration.
AUGCUCGAACAGGAAGAAAUUGAAGCUGGGGAGAUGUUUGUCUACCGUAGUAUCCAGAAAGAGUCGUUUGCCACAGAAUUUGCCGUUCUAGAACGAGGCCGAUCCUCUGACGAAAAAAUUCGAAGCCUCAAGCCCACCAGCAAACUUUCGCAGCUAUCUCCGUUCAUCGAUGACCGCGGCGUUCUCCGGAAGGAGUCCAGAAUAAGUGUGGCCGCCUUCGUAUCAUAUGACACCAGAAACCCUAUAAUAUUACCACCUGAGAGCCGAGCAACGCAUCUUUUAGUGUAUGAGAUGCACAAAAAAUAUCUGCAUCAAAAUCACGAGACGGUCGUCAACGAGAUCCGGCAGCAGUUCCACGUGUCACGCCUGAAGUCGCUGGUUUGUCGAGUAUCGAAGGAUUGUCUUCACUGCCGGGUGUAUAAAGCUGUCCCGAGAGUUCCCCGUAUGGCGCCUUUGCCUGCUGCCCGUCUUGGUGCAUUCUUUCGGCCAUUCUCCUACGUAGGACUGGAUUUCUUUGGUCCGAUGCCGGUGCGAGUUGGACGUUCUACUGUCAAGCGCUGGGUGGCCCUAUUCACCUGUUUAACCAUCAGAGCAGUACAUCUGGAGGUGGUCCAUUCUCUCACGACGAUGUCCUGCAAGAUGGCGGUGCGGCGUUUCAUCGGCAGGAGGGGAUCUCCGGCCGAGAUCUACUCCGACAACGGGACCAACUUCUGUGGAGCCAGGAACGAGCUGAUGAAGGAUUGGGACGAGAUCAACCAUCACUUAGCCAACUCAUUUACAAACUCGAAGACCAAAUGGCGAUUGAAUCCUCCAUCGGCACCCCACAUGGGAGGAGCGUGGGAGCGGCUCGUCAGGUCCGUUAAAGUUGCUUUUUAUGCGAUGAGCACUACGAAGACCCCCAAUGAAGAGACAUUUGCUACGUUGAUUGUUGAAGCUGAAGCCAUCGUCAAUUCGAGACCACUGACUUUCGUUUCCCUCGAAAAUGAUUCCCAAGAAGCGCUCACACCCAACCACUUUAUGCUGCUGAGUUCGAGUGGAACGGUUCAACCUCCUAAAGAAACUCUGGAACCUAAACUAGCAACAAGAGACGACUGGAAUUUGAAUCGCCAUCUUGCGGUUAUGUUUUGGCAUCGUUGGGUGAAGGAAUACUUGCCGGUGAUAGCCCGACGCACCAAAUGGUUUGCCGAGACGAAGGUGUUGGAAUGCGGAGAUCUGGUAGUCGUGGUGGAUGAAACUGUUCGAAAUGGUUGGCUGAGAGGACGUGUUACGGAAGUACGAACUGGAGCAGACGGACGAGUGCGCCAAGCUGUGGUGCAAACAUCUUCAGGGAUUGUUACGAGACCAGUAGCAAAGAUAGCGGUUUUAGAUCUCUGUACUCUUGAACAGGUGGCGAACCGUUUGUUACAAACCUGGGACACAGGUGCCGUUUGUGAAACUUCCGGUUGCGGCAGCAAACGUCGCACUCAAGUGUGGGCCGGUCUAUCUGCCAGUUGGCCAUCCCCCAGCAACCGGAAAGGUGCUUCCGGUGCGUGGAAUAUGGGCACAAAUCUUUCGCGUACAAGGGCACUGACAGGAGUGGUUUGUGUUAGCGGUGCGGUGAAGCCGGCCAUCAGGCGGCGUAUCAGAGACGCAAAGACGUAG